This is a messenger RNA of Podarcis raffonei (Aeolian wall lizard), 4729 nucleotides long. RefSeq lists its product as uncharacterized. Lineage: Eukaryota; Metazoa; Chordata; Lepidosauria; Squamata; Lacertidae. Gene Ontology annotation, biological process: regulation of transcription by RNA polymerase II. The record is from RefSeq and is a predicted model, not a curated record. Bases 239 to 4546 code for a protein of 1435 amino acids. The transcript has 8 exons. Gene Ontology annotation, molecular function: DNA-binding transcription factor activity, RNA polymerase II-specific; RNA polymerase II cis-regulatory region sequence-specific DNA binding.
CGGGAGUGGGAGGGAGACUCCAGGGGAGGAGAAGAAGAAGGGGGGGGGACACGAGAGUUCCUUCCGGUUGGAAUGCUCGGAGCAGCUGCACAGCAGGAGAUGAAUGGAGGCCGCGUGGAAACAGCUUCUUUGGAACAUGAUUUGCUCUCGUUUCUAGACACUCAGCGAUCCCCAAUUAAAAUCUGGAGAGAGGUGGAGAGACCUUGGGAGCCUGCCCUGCAGGAGCGAAGUUGCCGCAAUGUCUGCUGAUCAGGGAGCGCUGCCAGAUUUGGGUGCCACGUUCCCAGCCAAGCUGGAUCGGACUGUGCCAUCGGUGACGGAGGAGGAAAUGGAAGAGAGGGAGGAGGAGGAGGCUGGCGCAGCAGACCCCAUGGCGUGGGCAGAAGGAAAUGAUGGUCCCGGUGUCACCCAGGCCGUCAAUGUCAGGGAUUAUUUGCCGAGUUUGCCAGGCCAGCGGGUUAAACACAAACCAGGGCUGUUUGUGGAGUCACAGUGGCGGGAGCUGCCAAGGGCAGCAGACUCCCAGAGCUCCGAUGAGAGGAGCCCGCAGAGAUUGGACUCUCCACACCAGAAGAAUUUCCCGACUUUGCCACCUUCCAUCAAACUGGAGACGGAAGCCACCAGAUGCCCCACAGAAGAGUGGGAGACCGAAACCCAGCCUGGCCUUGGCAGGGAGUCCCACGAGGACCCGCCGAGCGUGGAUCCCUCUGGGCCCCUGCAGGAAGAAGGGGCCCCGGACGAGGACGCGGUCAUUUCGGAGAUCCAGCGCCAGCGCUUCCGGCAGUUUUGCUACCGGGAGGCGGAGGGGCCCCAAGAGGCCUGCAGCCGCCUCUGGUUCCUCUGCUGCCGGUGGCUGAAGCCGGAGAGGCACACCAAGGAGCAGAUCCUGGAGCUGGUGAUCCUGGAGCAGUUCCUGGCCGUCCUGCCGCCGGAGGUGCAGAGCUGGGUCAUGGAGGGCUGCCCAAAGAGCUGUGCCCAGGCGGUGGCCCUGGCGGAGGGGUUUCGGGAGAGGAAGAGGAAGCCCGAACAGCUGGAGGAGCAGGUGCCAGCAAAAGAGAGAGGCCUGGAUUUUGCUGCGGCAGAAGAGGCUCUGCUGGACUGCGACCCGAACCGGGCGUUUGGGGAGGGUGACACGGUUGCUGCCAGCUCGCUGGGCGAGGAGCCGAUGACCCCCAACGAAGAACGAGAUCGGCCAGAGCGUUCCGAUGACGAAGACGAAACAAGCGGGGUUGUGAUGGACAGCCUGGAAGAGGAGGGGGAGCCCCGGUGCGUUAAGCCCGAAGAGGCCUCUGGAAGUUGGCCGGGGCCCAAGGAGCAUCGAGGAAGUUCCCCAGGGGCGAAGCUCGUUUCUCCUCAGGAGAGGGACGAGACGCUCGAUGAAACCGUGAACCAGCCGAGGAUCCGCACGGUGAAGAACGAGGACACCGGCGGAGGGGACGCCAGCGGCUUCCCGGACAGCUCGAGCAUCAUCGAGUUCAAGGUGACGCACACGGGCGACAUGCCUUACAAGUGCCUGGACUGCGGGAAGAGCUUCAAUUACAGCACCAGCCUCGUCCGGCACCAGAGGAUCCACACAGGGGAGAAGCCGUACAAGUGCUUGGACUGCGGCAAGUGUUUCUGCCAGAGCUCGGGCCUGACGAUCCACCAGAGGAUCCACGCUGGGGAGAAGGCCUACCAGUGCCUGGACUGCGGGAAGAGCUUCCGGGUCAAGUCUCACCUGGUCCGGCACUCCAUCAUCCACAAGGGAGAGAAGCCGUACAAGUGCUUGGAGUGCGGCGUCGGCUUCUGCGAGAGGUCAGAGCUGAGGAUCCACCAGAGGAUCCACACGGGUGAGAAGCCGUACAACUGCGCCGACUGUGGGAAGAACUUCUGCCGGAAGGCGGAUCUCACUCUUCAUCAGAGAAUCCACACGGGGGAAAUGCCCUACACGUGCCUCGAGUGCGGGAAAGGCUUCCGGUGGAGCUCGAACCUCAUCACGCACCAGAAGACGCACUCCGGGGUGAAGCCUUUUGAGUGCGCCGAGUGCGGGAAGAGCUACUAUUCCAACAUGAGCCUUAUCCGUCAUCAGAGAGUCCACACGGGGGGAACCCCGUACAUCUGCUCGGACUGCGGGAAAAGCUUCUGCGACAGCACCAGCCUCACCAGGCACCAGAAGAUCCACACGGGCGAGAAGCCCUACGUCUGCCUGGAUUGCGGGAAGAGCUUCAACCGGAACUCCAACCUUAUCUCUCAUCAGAGAACCCACACGGGGGCCAAGCCGUUUCUGUGCGCGGACUGUGGGAAAAACUUCAGGUCCAAGUCGGAACUGCACAGGCAUCACAUGGUCCAUGCGGGAGAGAAGGGUGAGAAAAGUGCGGCCGGUGGGGAUCCCGAAGUUCUUCCUCGCGAGAAAACCCACAGCGAGCAGGAAGUUAGAAAGACGAAAGGGCCGUUGAGCAUGAUGGAGCCGUCCUCUCAGAGCUUCCUGCUCCAGUCCGCGGGGAUACAGUGCCGGGUGAAGCAGGAGCCCGACGAAGGUUGGGGGUCGCCCGAGUUCUUGACGGUUGUGCAGAUCUCUGACGGGAGGCUCGGAAACCUGGACGCGCCGUGGGACGAGGCGGACGCUCCCAUUGAGGGGGCUGGGAAAAAGCAACGGGCUGUGUGCGCUCCAGGCCUCAAAGGGGAUUCCGAGCAGAUGUAUACUACCGAUGUUGACACAGCAUCUCUGCAAGCCUACGAGAGCCGCAAUGGAGAACAGGCGCCAGUGAAGGAAGAGGCCUUUUGCGAGUCGGAUGCCCUGGAGGCUGAGGCCUAUCGCCAGUGUUUCCGGGCCUUCCUCUACCGGGAGGCCGAGGGGCCGAGGGAGGCGUGCCGGCAACUCUGGGAACUUUGCCGGCACUGGCUGAAGCCGGAGAGGAACACCAAAGGGCAGAUCCUGGAGCUGCUGAUCUUGGAGCAGUUCCUGGCCAUCCUGCCUCUGGAGAUCCAGAGCUGGGUCAGGGAAGGCACACCAGAGACCUGCUCCCAGGCGGUGGCCCUGGCUGAGGAUUUCCUCCUGAGGCGGGAAGAGGCGGAAGAAAGACAAGGAAAAGAGGUGCUGCUUCAUCAGGUGUCUGCCAGUCUCCCGGAAUCAGAUGGAGCUCCGUUGGGUAUUGAAGCAAAACAGCUUUUCAGGGAACCUAAGCAGGAGGAGGAGGAGGAGGACGACGAAGGCACCGAAACUGGGGCUGGUUUCGAUUGGGCUCACGACGAUGAGGAAGAAGAGAAGGAAGAGAAGCCGUGUCUGGGGGCCCCUGAGCAAAUGGAACCGCAGGGUUUGUCCAGAGAAAGACUUUCCUGGUGCGAGGAGAAUGGAGGCAUUUCUGCUCAUCAGCCCGACUCAGAGCGUAAGACCCACCCUGGAAAACGACCAGGCAGCUCCCUUCCUCCUUGGGGAGGUGACGAGGAUCUUGGCGGUAGUGAAGAGGAGGAGAUCCUCCAGCCCGAAGAAGAACGUUCAAGCAUUCUGGCCGAGAAGACCCUUGGUCACAUUUGCCACCCGAGGAUCCACGUGGGAGAGAAACCGCACAGUUGCGCGGAGUGCUCGAAAACCUUUGCGCCGAGAUCUGGGCUGGUUGUCCAUGAGAGGACGGCGCACGCAGGAGAGAAGUCCUAUCCCUGCCUGCACUGCGGGGAAAGCUUUGACACGAGCUUCCAUUUUGCCUGGCACUUGCGGAGCCACUCCGGGGGGAAGCCGUACGAGUGCUUCAAAUGCGGGAAGAGCUUCCGCAGCAACCACUCCUUCGCCAGCCACCUGCGAAGCCACGUCGGGGGCGAGCCCCUCGAGUGCUUGCGCUGCGGGAAAAGCUUCGGCGCCCACUCGGAUCUGACCCGGCACGCGGGCGAGAAGCCCUACCAGUGCUUGUAUUGCGAGAGGAGCUUCGGCCAGAGCUCGCAGCUCGCCGCCCGUCGGCGGGCCCACGCGGGAGAGAAACCUUUCACGUGCGGCGAGUGCGGGAAGAUCUUCAGCCGCAGCUCGCACCUCCACGGGCACCAGAGGAUGCACUGCAGCGAGAAGGCGCACAAGUGCCUGGACUGCGGGAAAACCUUCAGCGGGAGGUCGCACCUGAACCGGCACCAGAGGAUCCACACGGGGGAGAAGCUCUUCAAGUGCUUGGUGUGCGGGAAGAGCUUCUGCAUGAACUCCGACCUGGUGGCGCACGAGAGGAUCCACACGGGGCACAAGCCGUACAAGUGCGCCGACUGCGGGAAGAGCUUCAGCCAGAAGCAGCACCUCACCAGUCACCAGAGGACCCACACGGGCGAGAAGCCCUACGUCUGCCUGCACUGUGGCAAAGGCUUCAGCGUCAGCUCCAACCUCAACACGCACGAGAGGACGCACACCGGCGUGCGGCCCUUCAAGUGCUCCGACUGCGGCAAGAGCUUCAGCCAGAAGUCGCACCUCAUUGGCCACCAGAGGAUCCACACGGGGGAGAAGCCCUACCUGUGCGUGGACUGCGGGAAGAGCUUCAGCUCCAGCUCAAACCUGAUGGCGCACGCGAGGACCCACAGCGGGGAGAAAGCAUAGGGUCCUCUGGGAGGGCCGCCGGAAAUCCAUCGGGGCCUCGGUUUUUUAACGUCUCCGUCGACAAACAUUUGGUUUUCGAACGCCGCAAACCCAGAAGUAAAUGCUUGGGGUUUUCUAACACGCCUCGGAAGUCGAACAUGCCAUGCAGCUUCCACUAAGUGCAAAAUCCUGAGGCCUAAAAAG